This is a messenger RNA of Malurus melanocephalus (red-backed fairy wren), 704 nucleotides long. RefSeq names its product small EDRK-rich factor 1-like. The transcript has 3 exons. The record is from RefSeq and is a predicted model, not a curated record. NCBI's taxonomy places the organism in Eukaryota, Metazoa, Chordata, Aves, Passeriformes, Maluridae. The coding region runs from base 73 to 261 and encodes 62 amino acids.
AGCGGCUCCUGUGGUGGCAGCGGAACGGUGCUCGCCGGCUGUAGCGGCGCUGCGCGGCCUCAGCGUCUCGCCAUGACCCGUGGGAAUCAGCGUGAACUUGCCCGCCAAAAGAACCUGAAGAAAACUCAGGAGAUCCACAAAGGCAAAAGGAAAGAGGAUAGCUUGUCUGCUUCUCAGAGGAAACAGAGAGACUCUGAAAUCAUGCAGCAAAAGCAAAAAGCAGCUAAUGAAAGGAAGUCUCUGCAAGCAGGAGCAAAAUGAGCUGCCACUAUGGAGAAGAUAGAUUGCSCUGAUGAAGCAGAAGGACCUAGAAGAACAUUCAUAAAAGUGUCUGGCCAUUAAAUGAUUAAACGUUUAUCGUGCAGAGUUGUUCAAGUAGCAUUAGUUAGAGUAUUUUCUGGUUACUAUAGGCCUAGUUGUCUGGAGUGCUCUUUCAGAAAUGACUACACUCUUCUGCAUGUGUAUGAAUAAAAGUACCAAGCAAUAGCUUUAUUUUAGCUUUUGCUGCAACUGUUAGUUUUACUUAGUGGUUCCAGUAAUAGAAUUUCUGAAUCUACAGUUAGACCAGAUUUGGUUGUCUGAAUUCUCGAAAGUACUGCUUCAUUCAGAAUGGAACACACUUGUAAAAUGUGCUUAACCUUGCAGAGGUCUUAACUGUAAAUCUCAUCUUAAAAUAUUUUUACAAUAAAAUGUUGCAUGAAAUA